Molecule: messenger RNA, 1033 nt
Organism: Theileria equi strain WA
Lineage: Eukaryota; Apicomplexa; Aconoidasida; Piroplasmida; Theileriidae
Exons: 2
Coding region: 308-1033 (241 amino acids)
Source: RefSeq, a predicted model, not a curated record
GGAGUCGAAAUCUUUUGGUGAAAAAUAUCGAUUGUUAGAUAUUUCUUAUUUUAGAGAUAUAUUCUCUAAAAUACACCAUCUUAGGCUCUUUAACUACGAUGAAUAGGCAUUGGAGGUCCAUUCCGAUAGAGAUAAAGGCAAUGGCCAUUUUCACGGUUAUUCCAAAAAGUUAAACGGCACAGGCAUCGAUAAAUGGUUAAUUCCAAAAGGAACAUUGUAUUCUGACUCCAAAGAAGGACUCAGGACACGUAAACGACCAGAGGGUCGAGAAGUAACCAUUAAAAUCCAAAAUUCGGCAACGUAAACAAUGAUUUCCGAGGAAAGGUCUUCUGUAGGCUCGUUGUUAAGCCGAGGGAACCUCCAGAGGAAGUCAUCACACCUGAAUAAAACAAUAGGGGACGACAACGUCGGAAUGCAAACUGCAGCGAGUGAAAUCUCAACUUCACGAGCUGAAACGAUAAAAGGUGUCACAAAUCCAACAUUAAUAUCAACAAGUGAUGUAGCUGACAACAGGUCUACGUUAUCCCUCGUUGAAGGGCAAUGCCUACCUGAAUCUAAUCAAAAAAUCUUUUCUAAAUGGGUACGAGCUUGCGAUCAUACAGAGAGUAAACAGGGAAACAUAUUGCCUCUUAAAAAGCAACAAAAACAUGAUGAUAGUGGAAGAAUAAGACCCAAACUAAUCGUUAAACAAACUGGUACAACCUACUGUGCAUCAUUCCAAACUGACGACAAAGAGUUCAACAAUGACAUACUUGGCACUAGAAGACUUUAUUAUAAUCUAGCUGACGUAAGACGGGGGAUAAACAUAACUUUUAAAAAGCAAGGCGGUAAUAAAACUAUGGCGCUUAUAGUAAUCGUUGAAGAACCAGUAGAUCUCCCAAAGAGACUUACUGGAAUCCUCAGUAAGAGGAUAAACUCAAAUGGUCAAGAAAUCAAGGUCAGGUCGAAAUACAAUCGAAAAAUCUUAUUUAUAAAGGCCUGUUCUGAUUAUUCCCCAAACCUACAGGAAACUGUAGUGUCUACAAGGGUGUAG